Paramecium pentaurelia is the source of this 1538-nucleotide messenger RNA. NCBI's taxonomy places the organism in Eukaryota, Ciliophora, Oligohymenophorea, Peniculida, Parameciidae. The record is from the annotation of a GenBank genome assembly.
AUGAUAGCUUAAAAGAUUGAAAGACAUUUCUUAAGAAGAGUCCGAGCAUAAAAAUAUUCAAAAAAUAAUAUGAAAUUUAUUGAAUAAGUAUUAUCUUAACUGAUUUGUAUAUAGUCUGAUACAAUUUUUUAAGUAAAUGAAGAGGCUUCUGAGUUAUGUUAAAUCAAUAAAGAAAUUAACAAUAGUGUGGUUAUGAAACAAACUAAACAAAAUGAGACUUAAAUUUCAGAUUCAAAAGACAUAUACUAAAGAAGACAUGAUGUUUAAAAUGAUUCUUAAGUAAUUCAUUUGUGUUUAUCUGAUCUAGACUGUCACACCUUUAGCUGUUCCAGAAGCUUAAGACCUUGAAUAAAUUCCCAGUCUUGAAGAUAAUCUCAUCCCAGUUUAAAAUUCUAAAAAGUAUUGUCUUUCAAAUAAUUUCCUCAGUAAAUAGAAGAUAAUGAAAAGAAAAGUCAUUCACAAAAGAUUUAAGUCUUAUUAAAAAUCAUCCAUUACUAUAGACAGUAAUAAUUCUUUGCCAACUGCUUUGGAUUUAUAAAUAGAAGGGGAAGUAUUAGAACAAAGUGAAAUAGACAAUAAAUAAUUGUUAAAUAAUCAAAAACCAACUCAUUAAACAAUAGAAGUAUCGGAAGAUGGGGAAAUAAUUAAAUAAAUUCGAAUUGAAGAUUUUAAUUAACCAAAAAAUAGAAAAACUUAUUAUACUGAUAAAUUAAUUAACUUGAUAAAAGGAGAUUAAGUUGAUAUAUUUAUGGCAUAAAUGUACAUUAAUCAUUUUAUUUAAACUUAUGGAAUUCUCUAAAAAUCAAAAGUGUUAAAAUAACCACAAGGCUAUUAAAUUUUAAGUAAAAUCAAACCAUAAAUAAGUAUUUAAUUUAUGUAAUAAUUAAGUUCGAUAAAAAACAUUGGUUAUAGAUUUAGAUGAAACAUUAGUGCAUUGUAAUGAAUCAUAUCUAAUGCCCAAAGAUUUAAUGAUAAAUAUUAAUUUAGACAAUGGUUUUAUUGUUAAAGUAACAAAUCCAAAUAUAUUCUAAAUUAGGCUGAAAUUAGUGUUCGACCUUACGCUUAAUAAUUUCUAUAAAAUAUGGCUAAACAUUUUGAGAUUAUGAUAUUCACAGCAUCAAAUGAAGAUUAUGCAAAUUAGAUAAUAGAUUAUUUAGAUCCAACCUAAUAAUUAGUAAAGUAUCGUCUCUAUCGAAAUGAUUGUAUAAAUCUAUCAAAAGGAUGCCAUAUUAAAGAUUUAAGAAAUUUAAAUAGAAAUUUAGAGGAUAUAAUUUUAAUUGAUAACUCUGCUUAUUCAUUUGCAUAUUAAUUGAAUAAUGGAAUACCAAUCAUACCAUAUCUUGAUAACAAAAAAGAUGAUGUAAUAUAAUUAAAUUAUAUUUUAAUAGGAAUUAAUUGAAUUGGAAAAUUACUUAAUGGAAUUACUAAAUGUUGAUGAUAUAAGAAUAGAGAAUGAAAAGAAUUUCUAAUUUUAACAGAUUUAAAAUAGUAGCUCAAUAUAACAAGCAGUUAAUCACUUGAUUUGUAAUAGAAAGUGA